Kuraishia capsulata CBS 1993 is the source of this 1947-nucleotide messenger RNA. RefSeq lists its product as uncharacterized. Bases 1 to 1947 code for a protein of 648 amino acids. Gene Ontology annotation, molecular function: syntaxin binding. NCBI's taxonomy places the organism in Eukaryota, Fungi, Ascomycota, Pichiomycetes, Pichiales, Pichiaceae. The transcript has a single exon. Gene Ontology annotation, biological process: retrograde transport, endosome to Golgi; Golgi to vacuole transport; endocytic recycling. Gene Ontology annotation, cellular component: GARP complex. The record is from RefSeq and is a predicted model, not a curated record.
AUGUCGAGAUCAGCUUAUUUUCCGAGAAAUGAUCAGCAGGAACAGGCGACUCCGCAUCACCAUCUUCAACACCGAAUAUCUAGGCGAUCUAUUUCGAAACACCAAAAUGCGGACAUACACAGGCCGCCACGAAUGGAGAUCUUGAGUCAGAUCCUUAAUCCCGAGUGGGAAAUAGGGUCUAGUGAAACGGAAGAUGUAGAUAUGGGCCCUAUAAAGUCUUAUUUUGCCGAUCCAGAUGCGAUUACUGAUGUUAGCAGUCUCCAGGAGCUGCUUUUUUUGUCCACUCUCAACGAGGAUUACGCUAUGACAGCCGAAGACUACGAUGCCCAAUUCGCCAAGUUCACACAUUACCACGAGACAAUUCAGCAGGCUCGUGUCUUUUUAAAGCCUCUUUUUGACUACUUAUUGAACUUUGAGAAAGAGCUUACUAAACUGUCAGCAGAGAUGGAGUUCCUCCAGAAGCGGUCCAAUGCUCUGAACGAACAGAUAGAAGACAAGAAGCAAAUCGAUCUCAAGCUCACUCCAAUCGUCAAUGACUUGGCGAUUCCACCCGAAAUUGUCCGCUCGUUGGUCAACGAUGACAUCACCUCCAAAUGGAUCGAAAACCUGAGGUUCAUCUCCGAAAAGAAAGAGCUAUAUGAGAAAUACGCUAACGAGUACGGCGAGUUCAAGUCGCUAGUGGAACUAAGAAAGGUUUUAGAACUCAUGACUUUGAAGGCUGUUGAACGUGUGCGAGACUUCAUCAUUCGGAAGAUCAAACUGUUGCGUGUGAACGGAAUCUCAUCACAGGUGGUUCAGAAAGACUUGCUUGAUGUCAGAGAGAUAUACCCUUUUUUGCAGCAACACAACACCAACUUAGCGCAGGAAUUGCGCCAGGCUUAUGUUUAUACUAUGAGAUGGUAUUAUCACCAAUCGUUCGUGAAAUACUUGUAUUCAUUGGAGAGAUUGAAUACUGUGCAUGUGGACAAGAUUGCUCUUCUUGGAUCCAACGACGAUGAAUAUGUGAACAACUCGGGAUUUGGUUUCUUGAACAUAUACAGUCACUCUGGGACUGCGUCCACUUCUUCCAGUCUUUCAACUUCCAAAGGCAAUGGAAAACACACCUUGUAUCAAAACGAUUACCUGAACCUGGGCAAGCGCGGUCAGAUCAUCUCGCUAGAAGACCAAACGGUUAUCAUUGGCCAGAUCGCAGAGACCAGCCAGAUGACCUAUUGGCUGGAGACCGGGUUUAGAAACUUCAAUUUGGCUCUUCUUGACAACGUUUCUGUGGAGUAUCUUUUCCUGAGUGAAUUCUUCCAGUUAAGCAACUUCGAACAGGUCAACGAUCUGUUCAAGAUAGUUUUCCAGCCAACCCUUUCAGUUGGGAUCAACUACACUCGCUCCCUAAUUGCAGAGACUUAUGACGUCUAUGGAGUGUUGAUCUGUAUCAGGCUUUCGCAGGCACUAGAGUAUGAACUUCAACAUCGCAGAGUGCCUGUUUUAGAAGACUAUUUCAAUCUCCAAAUGAUCACUCUUUGGCCAAAAUUUCAGAAGAUCAUAGAUGCCAAUUGCGAUAGUAUGAGGAAAGUGAUUUCGAAAUCGAGCUCGUUUUUCUCAUCUGCACACUCCUCGAUGGGUUCAAACUCCUCCAUGCCUCUUGCACUCACCCAGCAAUUCGGAAAGUUGCUUUCUGGCUUGCUCAAUCUUACCACAAACACAGUCUUUGAGACUGAGCAAAACGAACCGUUGUCAAGCAGUAUCAUCAGAUUGCGAAAUGAUUUUGAGAGUGUGUUGACGAAGAUUAGCAACAAUCUUGGUAAGGACUCAAGGAAAAAAGAACUGUUUUUGUACAACAACUAUUUCCUGAUUCUAACCAUUUUGAAUGAGAUCGAGGGAAAGUUGGCUGAUCCAGAAAGGGAGCAUUUUCAAACGUUAGUGAAGGCAUAUGAGCCUCGGUUGCCUAAGUGA